Molecule: messenger RNA, 2061 nt
Organism: Trematomus bernacchii (emerald rockcod)
Lineage: Eukaryota; Metazoa; Chordata; Actinopteri; Perciformes; Nototheniidae
Product: sporozoite surface protein 2-like
Exons: 6
Coding region: 1-2049 (682 amino acids)
Source: RefSeq, a predicted model, not a curated record
AUGCACUCUGGUCCCUACUCUGCAGUGCCAUCCAAGCCCCAGCAGCCCAAAAACCUUCCAAAGCCCCACCAGCCCAAACCUCAGCAGGCCGCCAACCCUUCAAAUCCCCUGCAGUCUUGUCUAGGGUACCGGCCUAAACCCCAGCAGACCAAGGCCAACCAGCCUUCCUACCCUUCAAAUCCUCAGCAGGCUACCAACCCUUCAAAUCCCCUGCAGUCUAGGUACCGGCCAAAACCCCAGCAUCCUGCCUACCCUUCAAAUCCUCAGCAGGCCGAACCCCUGCAAGGGGUGCUCCAAAGUAAAGCUGGCAUGUCGGACAUUCCUUCCGAACAGUCUAGGUACCGGCCAAAACCCCAGCAUCCUGCCUACCCUUCAAAUCCCCUGCAGUCUAGGUACCGGCCAAAACCCCAGCAUCCUGCCUACCAUUCAAAUCCUCAGCAGGCCAAGCCUCAGCAGGCCGAACCCCUGCAAGGGGUGCUCCAAAGUAAAGCUGGCAUGUGGGACAUUCCUUCCGAAGGAAGUGUUGCUUCUGGCUCUAACGUGCAGGACAAGCCCUACCAGCCAGCAUACCCUUUGAAUCCCCAGUGGGCUACCAACCCUUCAAGUUCCCUGCAGUCUAGGUACCGGCCAAAACCCCAGCAGCCUUCCUACCCUUCAAAUCCCCUGCAGUCUAGGUACCGGCCAAAACCCCAGCAUCCUGCCUACCCUUCAAAUCCUCAGCAGGCCGAACCCCUGCAAGGGGUGCUCCAAAGUAAAGCUGGCAUGUGGGACAUUCCUUCCGAAGUAAGUGUUGCUUCUGGCUCUAAUGUGCAGGCCAAGCCCUACCAGCCAGCAUACACUUUGAAUCCCCAGCGGGCUACCAACCAUUCAAAUCCCCUGCAGUCUAGGUACCGGCCAAAACCCCAGCAUCCUGCCUACCCUUCAAAUCCCCUGCAGUCUAGGUACCGGCCAAAACCCCAGCAUCCUGCCUACCCUUCAAAUCCUCAGCAGGCCGAACCCCUGCAAGGGGUGCUCCAAAGUAAAGCUGGCAUGUGGGACAUUCCUUCCGAAGGAAGUGUUGCUUCUGGCUCUAAUGUGCAGGCCAAGCCCUACCAGCCAGCAUACCCUUUGAAUCUCCAGUGGGCUACCAACCCUUCAAGUCCCCUGCAGUCUAGGUACCGGCCAAAACCCCAGCAGCCUUCCUACCCUUCAAAUCCCCUGCAGUCUAGGUACCGGCCAAAACCCCAGCAUCCUGCCUACCCUUCAAAUCCUCAGCAGGCCAAGCCUCAGCAGGCCGAACCCCUGCAAGGGGUGCUCCAAAGUAAAGCUGGCAUGUGGGACAUUCCUUCCGAAGGAAGUGUUGCUUUUGGCUCUAAUGUGCAGGCCAAGCCCUACCAGCCAGCAUACCCUUUGAAUCCCCAGCGGGCUACCAACCCUUCAAGUCCCCUGCAGUCUACGUACCGGCCAAAACCCCAGCAUCCUGCCUACCCUUCAAAUCCUCAGCAGGCCAAGCCUCAGCAGGCUGAACCCCUGCAAGGGGUGCUCCAAAGUAAAGCUGGCAUGUGGGACAUUCCUUCUGAAGGAAGUGUUGCUUCUGGUUCUAAUGUGCAGGCCAAGCCCUACCAGCCAGCAUACCCUUUGAAUCCCCAGCGGGCUACCAACCCUUCAAGUCCCCUGCAGUCUAGGUACCGGCCAAAACCCCAGCAGCCUUCCGACCCUUCAAGUCCCCUUCAGUCUAGGUACCGGCCAAAACCCCAGCAUCCUGCCUACCCUUCAAAUCUUCAGCAGGCCAAGCCUCAGCAGGCCGAACCCCUGCAAGGGGUGCUCCAAAGUAAAGCUGGCAUGUGGGACAUUCCUUCCCAAGGAAGUGUUGCUUCUGGCUCUAAUGUGCAGCCCACUGACUCAAACUCGCACUUGAAUGUUGACCCAAGAAAUUCCAAUGUCAUUCCUGUUCCAGCCCAGGUGGCAACUGGUGCCGGUGUAGAACAGACAUCAUUGACCUUCCUAACUGUUCCUGUACUUGCCUGGAAGCAGUCUGAACUGGCAUCAACUUUGAAUUUAAUAAAAUAAUUGGAACACACA